AUGUCCAAUUUCGAAAAGGAGGUCACCCAAGGACGCGGUGGAAGAGGAGCUCUCCACGGCGAUCGUAACGACAAGGGCCCAUCUCCCCUCGGAACAGCUAUCUUUAUCGCCCUCCGCGUCCUAGACCCAGUCCUGCAGUAUGGGAUCCUUCUCCCCGGUACUUCAUCACUAGCAGCGCCCAUCCUGGGUCUGUUCGGCGGUACUCCCCUACCACUCGAAGCCGCCUCCCUUGUGUUGGGCCUCUCACCUUGGCGCCUGACUCUGCUUGGUAUGUCAAUACUCGGCAGCCUCAAGGGAAUAUUCUACUUGAUCUAUGUAUCAGAGACGAAAAUGCCCAUUGCAACUGCUCUGCUGGUUGGAGUGUUUAAGGCGUUCUCAACAACGGUGAAUUCCCUCAUGUUCUGCGCCGCGGCAACAUCAGCAACAACAUCGUAUGUGCCUGAUAAAAGUACCGGCUGGCAUCCUCUUCUCUCGGCUGCCUGUGCAAUCUUCACAUUGGGUAUCACUGUGGAGAUUGUUUCGGAGCUCCAGCGCAGAUCUUUCAAAAAGGACCCCAGUGGACGGGGGCAGGGCAAGGUAUAUACUGGUGGAUUGUUCCGCAUUGCGCGCCAUAUUAACUACGGGGGGUAUACUGUUUGGAAGGCUGCUGCUGGUCUCGCGGCUUCAGGUUGGGGAUGGGGUGGACUUACGUUUUUGUGGUUGUUGGCUGAGUUCCGGAGGAGAGGCAUUCCGGCUUUGGAUGCUUAUUGCGAGAAGAGGUAUGGACAGGACUGGGAUCUGUUCAAGCGGAGGACCCGGUGGAAGAUGAUCCCUUUUGUGUAUUAA
Molecule: messenger RNA, 825 nt
Organism: Penicillium canescens
Lineage: Eukaryota; Fungi; Ascomycota; Eurotiomycetes; Eurotiales; Aspergillaceae
Exons: 2
Coding region: 1-825 (274 amino acids)
Biological process (GO): ergosterol biosynthetic process
Cellular component (GO): endoplasmic reticulum membrane
Molecular function (GO): Delta14-sterol reductase activity
Source: RefSeq, a predicted model, not a curated record